GCCUUUUUCGGGUGUUCAUAGAGAGAGAGAGAGAGAUAGCUAACUAGCUAGAACGUGCGUGCUUGCUUGUUUGUUUGUCUGUGGGUGUGCUGAAUCGGACAGACAGUAGUGAGUGACUCGCCGACCGACCGACUGACCGAGAUGAGAUGAAGGAAAUACACUCACUCACACGCAUAUGCAUGGGUUGACAGGCAGGCCAUGGUUGGUCAGUCAGUCAGUCAGUCAGCAGACAGACAGACAGGCAGUCGGGCCCACACACUGGCGAUAGUCAGUACUGGUAAGUAAGGAACACACACACACACACACACAAAAGACACACCACACAUAGAUACCGGCCAGCCACUCCCUCAGCCACACGCGCACGUCACGUCCUCGCACCGCUACGUUUGCUUUGAUUGAAUUGUGCAUCUUGGAAGUACAGACAGCUGGCUGGCUGCAGUGAGUGAACCGAGCCGUGCCGUGCCGUGUGUGUCAGAAUAAAAUUGUCCAAAGAAACGAGUCAGUCGCCCGCCCGCCCGCCAAAUCCUAGCUAGCUUUUAUCCAACCAUCCCAUGCAUCCGUCAUGAAGGAACGAAGAGCCGUCCAGGAUGAUGAUGCUCAUCAAUCGCAAUGCAAUGCCACUGCAUGCAUUCACACCCACACUCACGGACACACGUAGAAAGCAAGGAGGUCUGUCUGUCUGGUCAGGAGGACCGUCUGGUCUGGCCUCAGUUCACUCUGUCUGUCUGUCGCCCAUCCCCUCUGCCACUGCCUGCUUGUUGUGUCUCUCCGCUCGAGUAGCUACUCAGUCCUUCAUGACAGUGAUGGUCUUGCCGUUCAAAUCGCCACCAUUGUACUGCUCUGCAGUGCACACGCACACACCAGAGAGACCCAUGAGCACAUGGAUGGAAUGAGAGAAUCAACGAAUGCAUGUGGCUUCCAGCCUGCCUGCCUGUCUGCCUGCGUCUGUCUGUGGCUGUCUUACCGACGGCACUCUGUGCGGCCUCUGGCUUCGCGAAGCGCACCUGCACCUUGCCAUCGUACUGACCCUGAACACAGCACAACCACACAAAGGACCAAAGGACACACACACCAGGUAUCCACCUCGAGAUGGUUGAUUCGGUGGGGUGUGUUGUCUGGUGUGUUGACGUACGUCCGAGUCGAGCAGCUUGGAGGCCUUCUCGACGUCGCCGCACUGGGCAAAGGCCGUCACUAUCUCCUCGAUGCUCAACUCAACAGGCACCUGACCAACACACACACAAACAGACAGACAGACCAGCCACCAUUGUCUUCUGCCCUUCCAUUCAUCAGUUUAUCCAUCCAUGCGGCCACUCGCUUCGCUUACAUCCUUGAUCAGUAUCUGACGGCCCGCAGCACUCUUGCUCUGCGCCACAGGCCCCCCACCAGCAGCACUUGCGACACCGCCCCCACUCGCCGCAUAGCCCGCCUCCUGCUUGGCAGCCAUAUGUGGCCGCGAGGGCGGCACGGAAGGCGGGCCCCCGUACGGCGCACGAGGGGCAGCUCCAGUGCCUCCAGCUCCAGAAGCAGCAGCACCACCACCAGGCUGGGCAUAGCCAUACGGCUGCGGCUGCGGCUGCAUGGGCGCGGGGGCCUCAAAUGCCAUCGUCUGCUGUGGUCGGGGAGGUGGCCUGAGGCCGGCCGGUGUGUGUGGAGGUGCGUACUGCGCGUGUGCGUAUUGGAAUGGGGGCGGGUAUGGCGCGGGUGGGUGCUGGGCCUGCGGGGGGGGCAUGUAUGGCUGCUGGUGGACGGGGGAGGGCGGCAUGAGGGCGGGUGUGAGUGAGCUGGUGCCGGCGGUGGUCUGGGCGUUGUGGUAGCCGGGGCCGCGGUCCUUGGUGGGGUCGUUCUGAUUGGUGAGAACACAUGAGGACAGGCAUGACAGGGACACACAAUGUGUGAUGAUUGUUCCCUGUUUGUUGUGUGUCUGUGCGUGUGUCGCGCGUGUGUGUGUGUGGUCACCUCGCGGAUGUAAAGUUUGUUGCACUUGAAUACCUGGUUGUUGAGCUCGCGGACAGCACGCUCGGCCUCCUCGACCGUCUCGUACUCACAGAUCCUGUCAGACACACACGCACACACGCCCACAGAGACACGGGGAAAGAGUGGCACACACACGUUUAGCCUACACUCCCCUCGUUUGUCUGUCUCUCGGUCUGUCUGAUUGUUUUUAUUGGCUUACGCGCAUCCGAUGGGCAUUCCCUUCUGCGAUGUGACGAUCUCGGCCCUGACCACCCGCCCGACCUGGGCCAUGAACUCGGCAAACUCCGCCGGGGUCGCGGUGUUGGGCACGUGCUGCACCCACAGCCUCGUUCCACGAACCGCCCUCCCACCACCGCCGCCAGACAUACCCAUACCGCCCCCAGGCUGCUGCUGCUGCUGCUGAUACUGCUGCAGCUGUGGUCGCCUUCGCACGAGAGCCAUCCCGCCCCCAGUCCCCAUGACGGCCGACCUGGGCAGGAGGGCGAGGUUGUGCUGCGGUGGUGGGUUGAGGAUGCCUAGCUGCUC
Messenger RNA from Vitrella brassicaformis, 2499 nucleotides. NCBI's taxonomy places the organism in Eukaryota, Vitrellaceae. The record is from the annotation of a GenBank genome assembly.